Molecule: messenger RNA, 1014 nt
Organism: Momordica charantia (bitter melon)
Lineage: Eukaryota; Viridiplantae; Streptophyta; Magnoliopsida; Cucurbitales; Cucurbitaceae
Product: Trm112p-like protein
Source: RefSeq, a predicted model, not a curated record
UUUGGGGGGAAAGAAAGGAACCCUUCUACCGAGUAGUCUCCUAUGUUCGCCCCGGAGUGGAUUUAAACCUGUUGAAGCAGAAAUCCAGACCGCGAAAAACUGAAUCAAAACUUUCUUCGAAGUAAAAAUGGUGAGAAUAAGCGGAGCACUUCUGAAAGAUGCGGGUUCUGGUCUCACCAAGACUCUCUCUGAGAUCCUGGUCUGCCCGCUCACGAAGCAACCGCUGAGGUAUUGCGAGGCGUCGAAUUCUCUAAUUAGCGAUACGAUUGGUGUUUCUUUCCCUGGUCUAGUGGCUGUUUUCCUGAAAGUUGUGCUGUGCCACAAUCUCGGGCAGGGUGGCUGGUAUUUCCUUUUCAUGAGAUUGUGGUGUUUCUCGAUCAAGUUUCCUUCAUGAAUUGGUUAUCAAGUCAGGAGGCAUGGAGUGUUGUUUAUAUCGAUGCGACAUGAGGAAUCAAGGAUGCAUUAUUCUGUGGGGAUGUUAUUGAAUCACAUGUUAAGCAGAGGGCCAAGAAGGAAGGUUGUGAAGCUCUGGCACAUCCUACCUUGUAUGAUGCUGUGGGCAGGGAAUGGUGUUCGGUGUGUUUGUCGAAAGUAAUGGAGGGAGAGGAAUCACGAGUUCUUCGUCUUCCUUGCCUACAUGAGUUUCAUAAGAUAUGCAUCAAGAGGUGGUUCCAUGAAUGCCAGAAAACCUGUCCAAUCUGCCAGUUCUGGUUGAGAGAUGAUGAUGGUCAAACAACAGAAGUGCUUACCGAGGAGAUGGUAAUAUGGUUCACUUCCUUUCAUGUUGUUGGUUACUGAACUGCAAGUUUUCCUCUGUUUCUUUAUGGUUCCUGGUAACCUUAGAGAGAGAUAAGAGAGAAGAGAAUAGUUUUUUUUUUUUUUUUUUUAUUAGUAGUGAAGAUUUGAACCUUCAACUCACAGAAGUUAUAUGUCUUUACCGUUGAACUAUGCUCAUCCGGAAAGAGAAUUGAUGCGAGAUUUGUCACUCCUAAUAACUAAAGAACUUAACAUGUA